AUGUGGUUACGAAGCCACGCCCAGAUCUUCAUGUCCUCCGGGUCACUCGGUCAGCUGGUGCUCAUCACACACGGUGACCUGCCGGUGAUAAAGGCGGAGUGUCGCUCUCUGGUGGUGGGAGCAGAGAAUGCGGAUUGGUUUCCUUUCUCCCAAAGCUCAGGGUUGAAGAUGAAGAGGAGCCGGGAUGUGGUGGAGGGGCUGGUGGUCUCUUUGCCGCAUGUUCUGGGCUCUGUGUGUUCCCGGAAGGCCCAGGGCCUCUUCCAGCACUUGAUGCCAGCAGGGCGGCACUGGAGAGGGAAGCUGGUGACAGGCCCAGAUCUGGCAGCCAGUGAGUACGCCCAGGCUGCAGUCAGCGCGGUGCUGGUCCCGGUCCUGGACGGGGUGGUCUCGCUAUGUUUGGAGGACCAGGUGGCGGCACUGUGCGUGGCUGUUGGCGUGUUUAUGGAAGCCUGGAUGGGACAUAUCCUGCGGGAGAAGAUCAAGUUCAGUUUGCAGGGGACUCUCCAGCUCAGACGUGACUUUGAGAGUGUGCGGGAUGUGCUGCGGUCUCGGGAGUCCAUGUUGUCUCCGGAUGUGGUCCAGGCCGCUCUGGCUCUCCCAGUCUUCGCUCAGGCUGACAACGCCAUCGUGUGUCUCUUGCAGCAACCGACUCGCAAGACAUACCUUCAGUCUGGGAGCUGCGUGUUCUUCCCGUGUUGUCCUCCUCUGUGCCGGGUGGCCGUGGACAGCAUGUCGGACAGUCUGCAGAGUCUGGACAGCCUAGAGAGGAGAGUGUGGGACGGGGACAUCUCCAGAGGCGUACCACGACACAGCCACGAUUCUUAUCUGCCGCACAAUCAGCGCCAGUGGCUUUCCCUACGUGUCCACAAGACCUGGAAUGGACUGAGUCUUCCCUGGGAGGGCCGAGAAGUGUCAGAAGGAUGA
Molecule: messenger RNA, 924 nt
Organism: Staurois parvus
Lineage: Eukaryota; Metazoa; Chordata; Amphibia; Anura; Ranidae
Source: the annotation of a GenBank genome assembly